AACUACUAGUAAGUUUGCAAAUCGGUUGCUGAUUCAAGUCCCCCAGUCCCCCAGUCACCCAUGCGGAUGAUGGUUGUGGUGGUGGCGGGCUAUUUGCAGGAGUUGGUUGUCCGGCGGGAGAGGGCGCGAGGGAUUGAUCUGUGAUCCGUCUGCGCGGGAGCGGCUUUUUAGCCCGAACUUUGUGAAGGCAGGAAGGACAUGCCGCUUGGCGCCAUAAUUGAAACGGUCCCUUGGCUAGAAAUGCGCGGGGUCAGCGGAGAGCGAUUGAAAAUUUGGCUCCAUAGCUCGCGAGAUUUGGCGGGAUCUCCUGGCCGGACCUCUUCUCCCGCUUCUGGAAUUUUCUUCGCGCGGAGGGCGGUGUCCCUAAAGCCUUUUGCGAAAGCAGUGCGCGCUCGCCCGCACAGCUUAUCAGCCGCCGCCGUUUCUCCUUACCACUGCCCAGUCGCCGAUCGUGUUCGACCUCUGCAGACUCCCAAGCGUGAGGUCUUUCCUUCGCCUUCAUCUUCUGGUUGGCUUUAUUCCUGGUCAUCGUCCAGCAUUACCUCUCCUCCAUUGCCCAGUGCUCCUUAUUGUCGUCGCCCUCUCCCUCCGCCUACUCCUGCUCCUCUCCCUCUCGCUCUCCUUUUAUCUGUUGUCUUCCCCUGGUCAUCUUCCAGCGUUACCUGUCCUCCAUUGCCCAGUAUUCCUCGUUGUUGUCCUCUCCCUCCGCCGACUUCUGCUCCCCUCCCUCUCGCUCUCCUUUCAUCUGUCGGCUCUCGUUUGCCAGAUCUCAGAGGGAUUCGAAGUGGUAUCGGUACCCUGCUCCGCGACGGGUGUCAUCAGCCCGUUCGGUCCCGUCCGCCCCACUGGUCCCACAGCGCCGGUGGGUUCUGCCGCCCAGCCGUUGCUAACUCUCUCCCUGGCGAGUGUAUUCUGCACCACCAUAUCUUUGACUCUCAGACUUUUGACUCUCAGACUACGCUUCUGCUCUGUAACCGCCGUCCGCCCGCCUUGCCCACGUGGCGCACUCGAAUUGGAAAGAUCGAACGAGGGUACCGCUUGGGUAGCCGAUCGUCGGGGUUUCUGUCUCCUUCUUCCUCCUCCUCUUCUCGUAGACUUCCCUUGCGCGCUGUAAGGAGCUGGAUCUCAAGGGUGUUUGCGGGAACUGAAGCAUCGGGAGUGGUUGCGCGUGAACAGCUGAGCAACAUGAGGGACAUUGUGGAAUAUGCCAAAUCUGCACGUGCGGCGUGCAAGGCAUCUGGAUGUGGGACGAAGAUCGAGAAAGGCUGCUUGAGGGUAGGCCGUAUCACGAAAGGAGACGGAGGAUUCGAUGUCACAAGAUGGUUCCACCCAAGAUGUUACUUCAAGACUUCGAGCGAGGGUGAAAACGGUGCAUCCUGCGUUGAGGCCAUAGUUGGGUUCAACCUUUUGAAGGUUGCUGACCAGAACUUGCUUCACCACUUGGAGAAGGAAGGGAAGGGAGUGGAGGAUGGGUCCCGGAGUCCCAAAAGAAGGAAACUGGAUAGCAGCUACCCUUUGCAGUCAGAACCAAGCUCGCCUUGUGUAGUAAAUGAAAUGAUGACCCCUACCAAGGCUGCAAAUGUUGAGACAAAGGAGGUGGACAGAGCUGGAUGGGAGGCCAUUUUGGCAGGUUUCUCAGGAAUGCAGCUGUCCAGCGUCUACAAGGGAGCAAUUCUUCCGAAAGGAUGGAAAGCUUUCCAGUCUGUAAUAAUCUGGGAGGGCAAUGACGUCAAACCGUCACAUAAAAUUGCAAGUUUUGAUUUCGAUGGGUGCCUAGUAAACACAUCUGUUCGAAGGCAUGGUGCUGAUAGUUGGUCGUUGUUGUACCCAACAGUUCCACAGACACUCCAGAAACUUCAUGAAGAUGGCUUUAAACUGGUCAUCUUCACAAAUGAGUCAAAUAUUGACCGAUGGGUGAACAGCCGUCAGAAAGCCAUUGACUCCAAGAUUGGAAGGGUUAAAGGCCUUGCUGAGAAGGUGAAAGUUCCCAUUCAGGUUUUUAUUGCAUGUGCGAAGAAUGGGACCAGAGAUCCUUGUCGCAAACCAGGGAUAGGCAUGUGGGAGUUAAUGGAGAGGUACUUCAAUGGUGGCAUGGAAAUCGACAAGUCACUAUCAUUCUUCGUUGGUGAUGCAGCUGGAAGGCAUAGUGACUUCAGCUCCUCUGACAGAGAUUUUGCGAAGGAGGUAAACAUUGAGUUCUUGCUUCCGGAGAACGUGUUUCGGAGUGAUGGAAAACCAGAAGGUGUGUGAUCACUUGCAGCAGAGUGGUCGUAGUGCCAACAGGAGGAACAGAGGGUGAAAUAAGGUGGGCUGUGGGCAGGGCAGUAAAGAUGAUAAGCAGGGGAAAUGGAGUAUUUGGAACUACUUUCUGCUAUGUGUCUGCUUUGACAGCUAGCGAAGAGAGCGUACAAGCGGACAACGAUACGUGAGGAAGCAGGUACACUUCACUGCACUAAUGGGGGGCAACAUAGGCUAUGACAAACAAAACAAGAGGCGUUUUCUGCUGCCAAUGCCAUGUUCGUGCUUACGAUUGCUGCAGAGAGCUCACAUCUGGUGCUGAAGAUGGUGAGUGUACAGAUUCUUGUCACCGGGGCUCAAAUUUCUAGAGAAUUAGUCAUUCCUACAGUGUCGAAAUUCCUACGGUGUCGUGCAUAGCUAUCAAGUCGUAGAGCUGAUACAUCUGUGUAUACUGAAGUCAUAAAGAACUGCCCAAUGAACAGUUUGUGGAAAGAGGAACGGCAAAUGUGAUGUCAUGACAAGAUCCUCCUGAAGGAGGAACGAUAUAUGUACGUACUACGUACUCAAAUGUGUCAAAUAUAUAACUUUGCCUCAGAGGACUGCCUGGAGAACACUAGGCAGCAGUGGGGAGUUUUCCGCAAUUGGUGAAAGCCUUACGGAGCAAUGACGUGUGGAGGUAGAAGGCCGACAGUCGCGAACUCCUUUUUUCAGAGAGGAAAUUGUGACAGUAUCUGAAGAAUAAGCAUCGGCUAACUCUGUGCCAGCAGCCGCAGUAAGACAGAGGAUGCAAGCGUUAUCCGGAUUGACGGAUGGAUAGAGAGGGGCGAAGGGUUGGGGGGGGGGGGGGUGCGCGCAGAAGAUAUGGGUAGGUUAGAUGCAUUCUUGAUGACAGACCAGCUCCAACUUCAGAAAGUGUCAGGAUGAUGUUUGUAAUAUCGCAUAUGCUAAGUUUUCACAUUAACAUAGGAAAAGCACACAAGUUUUGUGUUGUUACUGGGAUAAGUGUUUAUCUGAAAGCUUUGCUCUUUUUCUCCGGUGUAAAGCUGCGUAUGAACGUUAGUUCAAACAUCUGAUUUUGAGAAUCAGAAUUUUCUAGGCUUAUUUGCAGUGUGACAGGAGUUCAGAGCCUAAGCAUCUGCUUAGGAAGAAUAAAAUUUUCUAGACUUA
Messenger RNA from Chara braunii, 3405 nucleotides. Lineage: Eukaryota; Viridiplantae; Streptophyta; Charophyceae; Charales; Characeae. The record is from the annotation of a GenBank genome assembly.